AUGCGCGCGCGCGCGACCUUCGAUCGCGUCGUCGCGACGCGCGCGCGAUGCGAUGUGCGCGGACGCGUCCGUGGGGCCGUCGCGCGCGCGCGAGCGACGCGUGGGGGCGAAGAUGUGCGACGACACGUUCCGUGGACGGGCGGGCUGGAAAUCAUCUUCAGCGCCGACGAACGCGACGUCCUCGCGGGUGCGUCCCGUGGCGCGCCGUUAGACGCGCUCUCGGCGCCGUGGCGGUUGAUGUUACUGAGCGACGGGAGCGUGACGCGACAUCUGAGCGUGUUGGGUCGGAGCGCGCGCACGGAGGUGGAGGUCGUCGAAAGCGGCGCGCGAAGGAGCGAUGACGACGAUGACGACGUGCCGGAAGACGUGAAGCGGCUGGGGGCUGGGAUUUUACGUAGAGAAGUAUUUUUACGCGCGAGAGGGACGACGGGUGCGGGUGAGGCGCCGGCGGUGUACGCGGCGUCGUGGUGGAACGAGGAGGCGUUUCGGAAGUUCAUGCCGGACGAGGGGGCGUCGAUGUGGGCGAAUCUUCGAAACGCCAACGUGGAGUUGCACAGGGAGAUCAGGGAGGUGUAUUUGGGGAAGAACGAGAGGUUGGAGGAGGCGUUCGGCGAGCGCGGGCCGUUUUGGGCGAGGCAUUACAUCUUUUGGCACGACGGCGCUCCGAUCACGGUGGUGUACGAGGUGUUCAAUCCCGCGUUAUCCGCGGUGUUGGGGCGACCGUGA
Messenger RNA from Ostreococcus tauri, 726 nucleotides. Its product is annotated as Protein of unknown function DUF98. The coding region runs from base 1 to 726 and encodes 241 amino acids. Lineage: Eukaryota; Viridiplantae; Chlorophyta; Mamiellophyceae; Mamiellales; Bathycoccaceae. The record is from RefSeq and is a predicted model, not a curated record. The transcript has a single exon.